This is a messenger RNA of Haemonchus placei, 150 nucleotides long. Lineage: Eukaryota; Metazoa; Nematoda; Chromadorea; Rhabditida; Trichostrongylidae. The record is from the annotation of a GenBank genome assembly.
AUGAUUCGUGCGGUUGCUUGGCUGUUCAUACUCACAUCCCUAUAUAUUCAAGUUCGGGCUGAGCCAAAUUGUGGACAACAUCCGAAUAAAGUGCCUCGAUCGUCUCCAUUCGACUUUGUCGUGAGUUUCCAAAUGAAUUUAAGUGAUUGA